Messenger RNA from Macadamia integrifolia, 1491 nucleotides. RefSeq names its product E3 ubiquitin ligase BIG BROTHER-related-like. The record is from RefSeq and is a predicted model, not a curated record. Bases 392 to 1150 code for a protein of 252 amino acids. Gene Ontology annotation, molecular function: ubiquitin-protein transferase activity; ubiquitin conjugating enzyme binding. Gene Ontology annotation, biological process: negative regulation of organ growth; protein ubiquitination. Lineage: Eukaryota; Viridiplantae; Streptophyta; Magnoliopsida; Proteales; Proteaceae. The transcript has 8 exons.
GAAAUGGAAGCGUCAACACUAGUUGGAAACAUCUUACUCACUAUUGUGUGAAAGGAAGAGAGAGAAAGAUAAGAGAAAGAUCAAGAUUGGACGGGUGGCUGUUGUGGUCUGGUAGAAAUCUCUCACCAUCUAUUGUGAAUUGGGCAAAGUUGCCCACACACACUUGCUUUUCGUUACCACCUCUUUCUCUGUAGUUUCUAUAUAGUCAAUCACAGACUUUUCAUUACUAGCUACUCACAAGACCACUUCGCUUCUUUAAUUGGUGGCGGCCUGGAGUUGAUGCACUAGCGCAGAGAGAAGAAGCGAAGAGCCUCCCUUCGCCUCCCUCGCCUUAAUCAUCUUUCUUAAGUCUCAAGAGGGAGGUAGCUUCUGGUCUACGGUAUAUAUCACCAUGAGUUCCAUCUUUGAAACAACAGGGAGUUGGAAAGUUGAUGUCCACUAUGUAACUACCGGCGUCCCUGGCAGGGUUGAAGAGAAUUUGGAAGGAUUUUUCCUUGAACAUGGUGAUCUCUCCCUUGAAGAGGUUCUCCAAGAUCAGGAAACUGUGUAUCAAUCACUCCAGGCAAGUAAUGGGAAUGACUGGACUAGAGCUCCUACAAGCGGUGGCUCUAAUGUGAAUCAUGGAGAAAGUGGUGGGGAGGAAGAGGAUGGGAAAAAAGAGGGAGAAUCUUCACACGCUGCAGAUGUUGAGGCACAAUUAAAAAUGGAUGAAGCUUUAGCUAUAAGUUUGCAGGCGGAGGAGAAUCAGUUAGUUGUUUCCUCCGUUGGCGAGUCAACUGGAACUGAAGCAGUUAACGGAGAGAUCGAUUCCACAGACACUUCGUCCCAGGCUGCGAGACAAGACAACAUUGAUCCAGAUAGCAUGACAUAUGAGGAAAGGCAAGCACUAGGAGAGUCUAUUGGCACUGAGAGUAGAGGAUUAUCAGAAGAUCUUAUUUCAUGUUUACUAACAUCCAAGUACAGUACAGGGGGAUUCUUCUCAAAAAAAGAAAAAACUGAGGAGUGUGUGAUCUGUCUUGCGUCGUACAAAAACCGUGUUAAAUUGAUCACCUUGCCAUGCAAGCACCGAUAUCAUGCAAAAUGCAUCAAAAAGUGGUUGAAGACAAAUAAGGCAUGCCCUGUGUGCUCUGAGGAAGUAUUUGGGUCUUGAUCUUGGGAAAAGCUUGAAUUGAAGUAAAUGCCAUCGCUCCUAUAAUGGGUAGCUAUGGAUCAGAUUUGGUACGUAAAACAGGACGGUACUUGUUGUCUAGUCAUAUUCAGAAUCAUGGAUUAAGGAAGGAUAUAAUUAGUCAUAUAUGCUGCUUGUAUGGUUUUGGAAGUUCUCUAGCUGUACUAUGUAAAUGAAAAUAUAAUCAGUGCCAUAGGGAAUGGUUUCUUCUAUGCACAGCGUAAAUGGAUUGAUGUUGAUACCUCUGUGGAUUAGUACAUAAAGGUUUCCAUUGUGCAGUAAUAAUGAUGACCGAAUAAUUACUUAAAAAAGUGUUUUCAUUA